Messenger RNA from Exophiala oligosperma, 1322 nucleotides. RefSeq lists its product as uncharacterized. Lineage: Eukaryota; Fungi; Ascomycota; Eurotiomycetes; Chaetothyriales; Herpotrichiellaceae. The transcript has 2 exons. The record is from RefSeq and is a predicted model, not a curated record. Bases 204 to 1322 code for a protein of 372 amino acids.
CUUUGGCCUGCCGCGUCCGGGUAAUCGGUGAGGAUUCUGUACGAUUUGCCGAUGCCCGGGUACCCAAUUUCUAGAUCUUACCCGCAACGGUCUUAUUGCAUGUCGGUGACUAGCAGAUUCAUGCAUUUACCUCCGCUCCUGGAUAACGACAGAUGAUACGCAACAAACCAUUUUGAUCGCUGCUCGAUAUUACCUUUGGAAAAAUGACAGCAGCUUUCGCGAACCAAAGCACAAUAGGUGUCCUUCUCCUCGGUGCUACUGGAUCCUUGGGCUCACGUAUUUUGUGGGCUCUGCUCGAAAGACCUUUCAUCAAUGUCACUGCUGUCGUGAGGAAUCGGAACAAGUUGAAAGAGGCCACCUCGCAUCACCAGCAGCCAUGCCGACAGAUUUCAGGAACUGCUCCUCCUUCGCCGAGAGAACGACUCUCCAUCAUCGAGGGAAGCGCCACAGAUUCUGGACUGCUUGCUCGACUCAUACAAGAAAGGGAAAUCCGGGUCCUGGUCAAUGCAGCAGGCCAUGCUCCCAUGUUUGCACGAAAUGGUUCUGGUACCGUUGCUGAUGGGGAAAACAAGGCCCAGAGCAUUGAUAAUGAAGUUGCGUGUAUCGUACGUGCUUCAAUCGACGCCGUACACGAAGUAGGAGGCUCAGGCACAGGCGGUACAAGCGACUUGAAAAUGAGAGGAUGGUUUAUUGGAGGAAUGUUGCUGUUGGACUUGCCUGGAACUAAACCAGUGGCAGGGAGUGACCAGAAAGCGCAAACUCUGGACGAAUAUCUGCCACUUUACCUGCACCACCGUCCCCUUGAGGCUAUGUUACGAUCGUCCGAGUAUCUGGACUGGACCCUUGUCUGUCCUGCAAAGAUGGUUCCACGCUCUGGAGUGUCCAACGUACCUACGUCGUCAGCUUCUCCCGGCUAUGAAGACACGCCGACUCCCACAGGCAAGGACAUGCAUUCUCGGGUUUUACCCACUCUCUUUGCGAGUUCCAAUGUGCCUCCAAAGUGGGAGAUAUGGCCCUUUUUCCGACGUAUACCGUGGGGUAUCGGGCCUUUGCUGGAAAUCAUUGCCAACUCCGCUCGAUACACUGUAAGUUUCGAGGAUGUAGCAGAAUUUAUCGUGGACGGGAUUGUACAAGAUCACUUGUCUCAGGAGCAACAGAAGCAAGGCCUUCUUGAGGUUUACCAAAACGACCACAACAGCGACCAGGCUGAGACUCAAGAGCCUACGGUCGGGCAAGGACGAGGAAGCGAAAUCAGUGGCGAGAGAGGUGCAGUAUGGAUCAAUACAAAGAUUGGCCUCAUUGCUGCUUCGGGCAACAAUUGA